AUGAAGCUCGAGAUCGAUUCAUUCUCCGGGUACCGUAUCUACCCAAGCAAGGGCAAGCUUUUUGUCCGCGGCGACAGCAAAAUCUUCCGCUUCGCCAGCUCGAAAAAUGCCUCCCUCUUCUUGCAGCGCAAGAACCCCCGCAAGAUCGCCUGGACAGUAGUCUACCGCAAGAUGCACAAGAAGGGUAUCACGGAGGAGGUUGCCAAGAAGCGCUCGCGCAAGACCGUCAAGCACCAGCGAGGCAUAGUCGGUGCUGACCUUGCCGCCAUCGCCGCCAAGCGCAACCAGACCGCCGCCGUUCGCACACAACAACGGCUGGCUGCCAUCUCGAAGGCCAAGUCGGAGAAGAAGGAGAAGGAGACCAAGAAGGAGAAGACCAAGCCUGCGCGCACAUCUGCCCCCUCAGGCCCCAAGGUGUCCAAGCAACAGAUGAAGGGUGGCAAGGGAGGCCGAUAA
Messenger RNA from Cyclocybe aegerita, 456 nucleotides. Lineage: Eukaryota; Fungi; Basidiomycota; Agaricomycetes; Agaricales; Hemipholiotaceae. The record is from the annotation of a GenBank genome assembly.